Molecule: messenger RNA, 1572 nt
Organism: Anthostomella pinea
Lineage: Eukaryota; Fungi; Ascomycota; Sordariomycetes; Xylariales; Xylariaceae
Source: the annotation of a GenBank genome assembly
AUGCGUCCGUUUCCCGAAGCUCCCCACGCAGUUGGGAGCUCCAUGCGCCGGAGGAUCCCGCCAGUCUUCCGGCCGCGGCUGACAUGGCGAUACGCCGCCUGCUCGUUCGCCACAAUAUACGUGCUGUACUGCUUCGUCUUCUCAUUACCACUCUUUGCCAAUCCCCUGCCCAAGUACAGCGGGACCUACGCCGUGGGCGCCAUCGACAUCGAGACGCCAGUCUCAUCGCCGCGAGUCGUCGACACGGCGCGGUUCAAGGACACAAAGGAGAACGCGUUCGAACUGCAGACGGUCCUCUUCACAUUAUACUAUCCUGCAGGGAAGGCCGUCCGCCAUAAGCCACAGCACCACUGGAUACCGAAGCCCGUCUCGGUGACCGCCGAGGGCUACGCCAAGUUUGCGCACAUCAGCAACUUCGUCACCAAUGCCAUCUUCUCGGGCGCCAUCCGCGGCCUUGUGGGGGGCAUUCGGAUUCCCGCCAAGGUCGACGCACCCCUGGCCGAGCCAGCUCAUCCGGUCGUGCCGGUCUCCGAGAUGUCGCACCCGAAGCAGCACACAGAGAAGGUGAUGGCGGCCGAGAAGCACGGCUACCCAGUCGUCGUCUUCUCGCACGGCAUGGCUUCCAGCCGGACCGACUACACGCAUUACGCGGGAGAGCUGGCGUCGCGAGGCUAUGUGGUCGCCCUGCUUGAACACCGCGACGGGUCCUGCCCCGGCUCGGUCAUCCAGAGAGUCGGCGAGCUGGACCAGACGAAGUUGACUUUCCGGAUGUCCGAAGUCGAAUCUGCCAACGGCAAGGAACUGGAGGUGGAUGACUUCAAGAAGGCGCAACUCGACUUCCGCGAGGCCGAGAUCGAGGAGACAGUCCGCGUGCUGAAGUUGAUCAACUCUGGAAAAGGCGAUGACGUAUUCGAGCAGAACUCGCGCAACGAGGGUGCCGAGUUGGCUGCUUGGGCGGGCCGAUUCAAUACGGACGAGAUGAUCGUGGCGGGGCACAGCUAUGGUGCCACUGGUGCACUUCAGGCCCUGAAAGGUGGUCCUAAUGAGGAGCGUCCCUUCAGAGGAGCUAUUAUUUUGGACCCGGGGAAGCAGAGCGGCCGACUAAACGAGGAUGUCAAUGUGCCAGUCUUGGUUGUCCACAGCAACUCGUGGAGCAGCAAGCGCAGUAUUUUCUACGGCCGGGCCCACUUCGACGUCGUCCGCGGGCUCGUCGAAGACAACAACGAGCGUGGCAAUCCGUCGUGGUUCAUAACCUCGCUCGGAACGUCGCAUCCCUCGGUGACCGAUGCGCCGCUUCUUGAGCCGCUGCUGCUCAGCUGGACGACCGGCGCCAAGAUCGAUGUCUACGAGGGUUUGAGACAAUACGUCCACGUGUCUGAAGACUUCCUGCGGUUCCUGGAGGGGGGCGAGAAGCGCAACCUGCUCGCAGAGAAGGCCGAGUUUCUGGAGUAUGAUCAGGGCAAGGGCUUUGGCAUGUGGAAUCCGGGACAGGACGAUAAUGAGAAGCAGGGAGGCCUGUGGUGGGACUGGCGGAAGUACUGGCAAGUGCACGUUUCUGCAAACCAUACUUGA